CGUUCAGACGGAUCGGUCGUAUGCUCAUCCGCGGUUGUGCUGUGGCUCCGGAUUCGUUUGUCUAAAGUCAAUGAAUUUGCGACGACUCUAGCGCGCGAGCUAAAUAUUAGCAAAUAAUUCGAAUGUAACCAAGCGCGAAACUUUAAAACAGAUACAAAAAACCGUCGUGAAACUAGUGACUAAAGACCUUGUCGUGAAAAAUCUCUGAUAUAGUGACCGGUCGCAUUUAUCAACUCGAGAAGUCUAAGUUUCUAACUGCGUCAAGAUCGAGUGCCGCACGCAGGUGACGUGGUUUUAAGUGGAAUCAAAAGAUGCACCGUCGUUGAAACGGCAGCAGCAAAAUUUUCGCGCGUGAAAAAAAUACUUCAGUCUCAUCUCAAGUCGCUCGUGAAGUGAAACAAUAUAACACGUGGGAAAGCGAGCAAGCACGAUGGAUAACAAAGGCUUCCAGAACGACGAGCAACGGGCCAAAAUAAAGAAGAUGUUCAGCUGGAGCGAUGGACUUCCUGGCAACAGUGGUGCGAACGCCGAAGGUCUCACGGACGCGACGACUAUGCAGAGCAACAACGCGGACAGCAACGUGGACUUGACGACAGUGACUUCGAGCACUGUUUUGGCAACUCCAGGUCUGAACAACCCCGCCUGGAAUCGCCAGCAGGCGGUCAGCGUCAGACAUGCCUUCAAGAUCUACGGCAGCAGCAAAAAUCCAAAUCAUGUCAUACAGAAUCUCAACAUGACGGUAGCUAAAGGUUCGAUAUACGGAUUGCUGGGCGCUAGUGGCUGCGGUAAAACCACGUUGUUAUCUUGCAUCGUUGGUCGCAGGAGAUUGAAUUCAGGUGAAAUUUGGGUGCUGGGAGGUAAACCCGGAACAAAAGGUUCCGGCGUUCCCGGAAAAAGGGUUGGCUACAUGCCGCAAGAAAUUGCUCUUUAUGGAGAAUUCACCAUUCGCGAAACGAUGUUGUACUUCGGUUGGAUAUUCGGAAUGGACACGACCGAGAUCGUCGAAAGACUACGUUUUUUGCUGCAGUUUCUCGAUUUGCCUUCGCAAAAUCGUUUAGUGAAAAAUCUGAGUGGCGGUCAACAAAGGCGAGUGUCAUUUGCGGUGGCUCUCAUGCACGAUCCGGAGUUGCUGAUUUUGGACGAACCGACCGUAGGUGUAGAUCCGUUGUUAAGACAAAGCAUAUGGAACCACUUGGUCCAAAUUACCAAAGACGGUAACAAAACGGUCAUCAUAACGACGCACUAUAUUGAGGAAGCUCGCCAAGCACAUACGAUUGGUUUGAUGAGGAGUGGCCGAUUGUUGGCCGAGGAGGCACCUAGGACGCUUUUGCAAAUUUACAACUGUGCCUCCCUCGAAGAAGUGUUUCUUAAGCUAUCGAGAAAGCAGGGCCAAUAUGCACAAGCUCCGUCAGAGCUAAACAUUUCGAACAAUAUCAGCUUGGCUUCUUUAAACUGGGGCAAAAAAGACGAGCCUGUAUAUGUGACGGAAGAAUCUGGAGUUGUUGGCCUUAACUUCCAUCAAAGCAAGGAGAUUUUGAUCCACGAUUCCACCAACGGAAUAGCUAACCAUUAUGAUAUAAAUGGCAAGUCGCUACCGGGUGCAAAGGCCAGCUCCGUCCUAGAUUGCGAUGAUUGUGGCGACUUCACAGAUUGCUACAAGGUUACCAGUUGGGGCAAGAUCAAAGCGCUUUUGCAGAAAAACUUUUUGCGCAUGUGGAGAAACGUCGGCGUAAUGUUGUUUAUCUUCGCCUUGCCGGUGAUGCAAGUGAUUCUUUUCUGCCUUGCAAUCGGAAGAGAUCCUACGGGACUAAAAUUAGCUAUAGUAAAUCAUGAGAUGUCUUAUCCGAAUUUGACGUGCCCAGUUACGGACGAGUGUAGUUACUCCUAUCUCAGCUGUCGAUAUCUCAAAUUUUUGAAUAACGAAACAAUAAUAAAAGUAUUUUAUCCGGAACCCGAAUCAGCGAUGGAUGCUGUACGUAGAGGAGAAGCUUGGGGUACUUUGUAUUUUACGGAAAACUUCACGGAUGCUCUUGUGGCGAGGUUGGCCUUGGGAAGAGAUACCGAUGACGAAACUCUUGAUCAGAGUGAGAUCAGAGUUUGGCUGGAUAUGUCCAAUCAACAAGUAGGCCUGAUGUUGUCAAGAGAUCUUCAAUAUUCGUAUAGAGAUUUUGCCAAGAAUCUUUUAUCGUCUUGUGAUUACAAUUCGAAGCUAGCCGAUGUGCCGAUUCAGUUCAAAGAUCCCAUUUACGGCAGCAGCGAUCCCAGUUUCACGGACUUUGUGGCACCAGGUGUAAUAUUGACUAUUGUCUUUUUCUUGGCGGUCGCGCUGACGUCAUCCGCGCUAAUUAUCGAGAGAACGGAAGGUCUGCUGGACCGAAGUUGGGUAGCGGGUGUGUCGCCUGGCGAGAUUCUGUUUUCCCACGUGAUCACGCAAUUCGUCGUGAUGUGCGGCCAAACGGCUUUGGUGUUAAUUUUCAUGAUACUGGUGUUUGGUGUCGAGUGCAAAGGCGAUAUCGGCUGGGUUAUCAUACUGACGAUACUUCAAGGACUCUGCGGCAUGUGUUUCGGAUUCGUGAUUUCGGCGAUUUGCGAACUCGAAAGAAAUGCCAUCCAGCUAGCUUUAGGCAGCUUCUAUCCCACACUUCUUCUUAGCGGUGUAAUAUGGCCGGUAGAGGGUAUGCCAACGUUUCUGCGGUAUAUAUCGCAAGGUCUGCCGUUGACGAUGGCAACGACUUCCCUGCGCUCGAUGCUGACACGCGGCUGGAGUAUCACAAAGCCGAACGUCUACAACGGUUUCAUCGCCACCAUUAUUUGGAUUGUUGUGUUUCUCACGAUAAGUCUGCUGGUGUUGAGGUUCAAGCGUGGAUAAAGACGAGACUCGCGCAAUUUUUUCCACAGUUCUACACUGCAGUUACUAUAUUUGGUAUACAGUGUCUUGCGAACGUUCCGUGAAGUGUGAACGAAAAUUGAAUCAGUGUAUAUUGAAUUAACAGGGAAGUGUUCUUAAAAGAGGAAAGUAUCUCGCAAAGUCGAAAAUUGCGAUGAAUGUAUGUAUGAUUGUUAAUAAAACGUCGCGAUGCGGAAUCACGCACGAUAAAAAUCGUCAAUAAGGACAUCAGCAAAUGAUGGAGCUUUUGUUUUCUGCGAGCAAAGCCAUUUUUCAAAAACUUUUUUGCUUGAAAAUUACAGCUGGAGAUGAUGUAGGUAAGGAACUAAUAACAUUAUAUAUGUGUAUAUCUAUGUAUAAUAUAUACAUAAUGUGUUUGUUAUAAGUAAAUAGUUUUGAAUCUCAAGAGCCAAGUAUGUAUUUUCGAAUUUCUCGGAGUUUUACUUCAAAGAAGAAUUUUCUUUAUAUCAUUCAGAAAAGUUCCUUAACAUAUUCCAAGAAGAAGAAUUAUUUUUUUAAGUUUUUUUAUCCAGCUAUCGCAGAUACUUUUCUUUUUUUUUUUUUCGGUGUCGGUUUCAAAUGUCACACCGAUACGAUCUCGCAGCACUUUUCACAGCGGAAGAACUUCCGAACUCAUGUGAUGCUCCUGCGUGCGCUUAUUGUGCUUAUAAAAAGUGCUUAUGUGCCGCGUGUGCGCAAGCGUGCUGUUGUGUGCUCAAAUAAGUGUUGUAUGAUCGUAUGUGCGAAUGAAUAUGUGCGAUGGUCUUGUUUGCCUCGCGUAAGUGUGUAGUAUAAGUUUAUAGGGUUUUUUUAUUUUUACCUAUUAAAAGCUCUAACGCAGAUGCGUAUGAAAGAAUAUACCGUCAGAAUUCAUCGCGCUACAAGUCGAGAAUCGCGAUAUGAGAAAAUCGAGCGAGCGCUUCUAAUGUGCUCGCAUUCAAUACCAAUCAAUUUUUAUUAAUCAUAUUUGGAAACAACAUGACUAUUUCUUAAAGAGUUUAAUAAUUAGUUUUGUAUAAAGUUAUUAAUUUGACGUGUGUCUUUAACUGUUUGAUGAAUGAAAAUACUGGUAUGUGUUUCGUCAUGUAUUAUACUUGUAAAUGCAGAUAUACAUCGAAAACCAAUAAUGCAAUUUGUGGUGUACAGAAAUAAGCUCAGUAGCAUUUUUUUAAAAUUAGUAGUUUUUUAGAAUUAACACGCAAUUACGGACGAGUGCAAUUUUUAUUUAAAAUUGCGAUCGUCUGUGUGUAAACACAGACAAGUCAUUUCGUCUGAAUUUUCGGCGAAUAGUGACAGGAUAGCCUUGAUAAAACGGACUGUCUCGGACCAUGACGGGAUAUUGUUUAACAAAUUAUUAGAUAAAUAGAGAUGAUUUAAUCAUAGCGUAAUUUUACUUGCCCAUGACUCAAGUUACAUCCGUUCGAUUGUUAGAAAAAUUCGUGGCGCGCGCGCGCGCGAUCUAUGGUUUCUCGAACAAUCAAAUAUCUAAAAAAUCAUGUCGAAAACAGGAAAUGACGACAGGCGUGGACAAUCGGUGCGUCCGAAUGCGUUGUUUUAUCUACUGUACGUGUUACAUAUACACAUUUUCAUGUGUGUGAUAAAUUAAAGUUUGAACGAGGAAUUACAAAAUAAGAGUGAGUACACCUUAACAUGAUAUAACGAAAGUUUGUCUUUUAAGUUUUAAUAAUUUUACGAUGAACUUGUUUUGUGUGUGUUUGCGUGCAAUAUCAUAAGCAUCGACAAUGUACAUGUGUAUAAACACACGAUUAUAUAAGAAAACCUAUACUUAAAAAAAGUGAAAAGGGAAAUUUUUACGCACACAUAUAUUACAAAUAUAUAAAGAAUUUAACCAAUUACUUUAUGUAUAAAGAGAUCAUGUGAUCAUUUGUAAAGUGCUAUCUUGUAAAGAGAAAAAAACAAAAACGUGGUGCAGAAAGAAAAUAUGAAAGAAAGUACAACACGUGUUUAAAUCAUAUAAAACCUAUAUAUCUUAUUUUACUUAUACAAAAGAUGAAUACACAACUUAUAAUUUACAGUAAUUCUUCGUUAUAAGUAAAAGUUCUGAUCUCAAGAGGUUUAUAAUAGACAUAAAUUUCACGUGGCUUAUAAUAUAUGUAAAUCUUCACGGUCUCUCUUAUAUUAAAGAUUAAUAUUUUAUAUUAAUAUUUUAAGUACUAA
Pseudomyrmex gracilis is the source of this 5065-nucleotide messenger RNA. RefSeq names its product ABC transporter G family member 23 (gene snu). NCBI's taxonomy places the organism in Eukaryota, Metazoa, Arthropoda, Insecta, Hymenoptera, Formicidae. The transcript has 15 exons. The record is from RefSeq and is a predicted model, not a curated record. The coding region runs from base 431 to 2869 and encodes 812 amino acids. Gene Ontology annotation, cellular component: membrane. Gene Ontology annotation, molecular function: ATP binding; ABC-type transporter activity; ATP hydrolysis activity.